CACCAGCAUCGCGGUAGGAAUACAACGGGCAUUUCUGGACUCCGGGGAGACUACCACGUGAUCACCAACAGCUCGUCGGUGCUCCCCCUGACAUCCGCGAUAAUAUUCACCAUCCUCAGGCCUUGGGCCCUGCGAUCUUGUUGAAAGGAUGGCUUCUGGUGAAGUGCACCCCGCGUCCGAGGCGGCAAGAUGGACAUACCUCGACAGGGUGCGGACGAGGCCCGGCCCGUUCACCGACCCGGACACUUUCGACGGCAGCAUGGUGGCUCAGGCGAUGGAGAGCAUGAAGAUUCUGGUCAUUGGAGCCGGGGGCCUGGGCUGUGAGAUUCUGAAGAACCUCGCGCUGUCGGGGUUCAAGGACAUCCACGUCAUCGACAUGGACACCAUCGACAUCUCCAACCUGAACCGACAAUUCCUCUUCCGCCAGUCAGACGUCGGCAAGUCCAAAGCCGAGGUCGCUGCCCGCUUCGUCGAGAAACGAGUAAAAGGCGUCAAGAUCACGCCGCACAACUGCACGAUCCAAGAUUUUGACGAGGACUUCUACAUGCAGUUCCAGAUCGUCGUCUGCGGGCUCGACAGCAUCGAGGCUCGCCGGUGGAUCAACGCGACGCUCGUGAACAUGGCCGCGUCCGAGGCGGAGAACGAGGACAGCAUGAAGCCCCUGAUCGACGGAGGCACCGAAGGCUUCAAGGGCCAGGCCAGAGUCGUCUGCCCGACCCUGACAUCGUGCAUCGAGUGCCAGCUGGACAUGCACGCGCCGCGCGCCGCCGUACCGCUCUGCACGCUCGCCAGCAUCCCGCGGCAGCCGGAGCACUGCAUCGAAUGGGCGCACGUCAUCGCCUGGGACCAGGAGAAGCCCUUCCCCAAACUCGACAGGGACGACCCGGAGCACAUCACCUGGCUGUACCAAAAGGCGCUGGAGCGCGCGCGCGAGUUCAACAUCCCCGGCGUGACCUACUCGCUCACGCAGGGUGUGGUCAAGAACAUCAUCCCGGCCAUCGCGGCGACCAACAGCGUGAUCGCGGCGGCGUGCUGCAACGAGGCGUUCAAGAUCGCGUCCAACUGCGCGGGGGCCCCGCUGGGGAUGCCCGGCGGCAACAAUUACAUGAUGUACUCGGGCAACGACGGCAUCUACACCUACACGUUCCAGCAUGAGAAGAAGGAGGACUGCCCCGUGUGCGGCAACUUGGCGCGCGACCUCGCCGUCGACCCGGCCUGGACGCUGCGCGACCUGGUCGAGUCGUUUGCGGCGCGGCCCGAGGCGCAGCUCAAGACCCCGAGCGUGCGCGCCGAGGGCAAGACGCUGUACAUGCAGUCGCCGCCGAGCCUGGAGGCGCAGACGCGGCCGAACCUGGACAAGACGUUGGCGGAGCUGGGGCUGGAGGAAGGACAGGAGAUUGCGGUGACGGACCCGGCGUUUGCGACGGUCACAUUCAAAUAUAAGCUCAAGUUUAAACCAUCAUGAGAUAAGGGGGGAAUAGAUAGGGGGAGCUUUCGAUCUAGAGCAGAAAAGGGUUCGGCGGGUGGGUAGCAUCUUGCGAGGCGUGGUCGGACAAAAGGGACUGGCGGAAGGAUACCAUCAUAUACUGCAUAGUGGAUGCAGCUCUUUGCUUACAGGCCAGGUACGACACGCCACAUAACAGGAGUCGUUUAGACAGACGGUGCUGAUAUGGAGCCAAAUGGAAGG
Molecule: messenger RNA, 1687 nt
Organism: Chaetomium strumarium
Lineage: Eukaryota; Fungi; Ascomycota; Sordariomycetes; Sordariales; Chaetomiaceae
Exons: 2
Coding region: 149-1465 (438 amino acids)
Biological process (GO): protein neddylation
Cellular component (GO): nucleus; cytoplasm
Molecular function (GO): NEDD8 activating enzyme activity
Source: RefSeq, a predicted model, not a curated record